Messenger RNA from Cooperia oncophora, 363 nucleotides. The record is from the annotation of a GenBank genome assembly. Lineage: Eukaryota; Metazoa; Nematoda; Chromadorea; Rhabditida; Trichostrongylidae.
AUGUGCAAUAAAUAUUUUCAGAAUUCCGGCUAUCCGUCAUAUGACACCCCAUCGCGCAAAAUCCCAUCGCUGAUUGAUGAACCAUUCGAAAGGGAUCCUCGUUUGCCUGGCGGUCUUGAUUACAAUCCUUCCCCAGUGCGGGACAUAAAUCGUUAUGUCGAGCCCCUUGGCGGCAGCAUGGACAGCUCUCGCAUGCGCUCUUCACAGCCUGUUGAUCGAAUUACUUACCCAUCAUUGGGUGGUGGUGGUGGUGGAAGUGGACCCACCCCUCUGUUUGGGCAGUCAUAUUCCGCAUUUGCCAGUCAAUCAUAUGGAGGAGCCACGAAUUACGGAAACAGCUCAGUCAGAAGACCGUACAGAUAA